AGGCAGGCCAAGCCGGGAGGAGGCGGUGCCCGGCACGGGGACGGCCUGCGGCUGCCGAGGCUCCGAAAGCCUUUGUGGGCGGUGGCGGCCACCCCCGCGUCUGUCACCGGCCCCCGCGCCGGGAUCUGGACUCUUUCGCCCCACCGCGGGGCGCUCCCUCGCCGUUGCCUGUGCACCCGCGUCCGCCUCGCCGCCGGCCGCUGUGGACGCCGGGCCUGGCGUUUCCUCCCGGGCCCGCCCUGCCCACUCCGUGUGGGCUUCGCGGACUCGGGGCACCGGGACCCCGAGGGCAGGGCGGACGCAGCCGGGCCCCGGUUUCUGAGUCCGUCCCCAGGACGGCCACCCGUCCCGCCUCGGGACAACCAGCGCUUUCCUCUUCAAAGCUGUUGUUUGGCCGGGCGCGGUGGCUCACGCCUGUAAUUCCAGCACUUUGGGAGGCCGAGGCGGGUGGAUCACGAGGUCAGGAGAUCAAGACCAUCCUAACGCGGUGAAACGCCGUCUCUACUAAAAAUACAAAAAAUUAGCCGGGUGUGGUGGCGGGCGCCUGUAGUCGCAGCUACUUAGGAGGCUGAGGCAGGAGAAUGGUGUGAACCCAGGAGGCGGAGCUUGUAGUGAGCCGAGAUCAAGCCCUGCACUCCAGCCCGAGCGACAGAGCGAGACUACGUCUCAAAAAAAAAAAAAAAAAAUGAAGCAUUGUGUUAGAAAUGGGAUACGUGGGGUCGGGUGUGGUGGCUCACGCCUGUAAUCCUAGAUUUUUGGGAUGCCAAGGCGGGCAGAUCACCUGAGAUCAGGAGUUCGAGACCAGCCUGGGCAACACGGUGAAACCUCGUCUCUACUAAAAAUACAAAAAUUAGCCAGGCGCCUGUAGUCCCAGCUACUCGGGAGGCUGAGGCAGGAGAAUUGCUUGAAUUGCUUGAACUCGGGAGGCAGAGCUUGCAGUGAGCCGAGAUCACGCCACUGCGCCACUGCACUCCAGCCUGGCCAACAGAGCGAGACUCCGCCUCAAAAAUAAAAAAGUCGUUUUCUGUGGAGUCAGGAGAUGAUUCGUUCGCGGGAGGGAGCGGAACCGGCUGGGAAAGGCUUGAGGCGGAGGGAAGUCGUCCCGGGGCCGUCGUGGUGGGAGUCCCGGCCCGCCUCGCAGGGGCGUGAACGGGGCAGGUGCCCCGGCGCUGCCUCAGUUUCCUGAGCGGUGCAGUGGGUGCUGGCAGUGCCAGCCGGCGCCGAGGAACUCGGCGGCGUGGGGCGAGCCUGGCCCUGGUGGGCUCGGCGGGUCGCUGCUGCCACUGCGGGUCCAGUGUCCUCUCUGUAAGCCCCAAGCCUGUGAGGCCUGGGCCUGGCCGGGCGACCCAGCGCUGCUCUGGUCCGCGGGCUCCUGGCUCCUCCCGAAUCCCUCUGAGGGCGCGCGGGGUCCUUCUCAGCGGGAGUCGGGGUUUCAGAGCUGCGGAUUCCAGGGCUGGAAAGCAGAAGGGGUUCUUCCUGGCUCCCUUUCUCUUCUCAGAUCUGCCUUCUGGAGACUGCACCGUCCUCACGGGAGAGCCAGAAAGAGGACAUGGCUGCUGGGCAGCGGGAAGCGAGGCCCCAGUGGCUGCACAAGGCCUGAAUUUCACUGUGUGCUGCUCAGUAUACAUUUGUUACUGGCCAAUUAUUCGUUAAACGAAUGAUCUGGAACCUUCAGAAGCUUAAAUAGUGUCACUGACGUUCGACGAUGUGGCUGUGCUCUUUACCCGGGAUGAGUGGAGAAAGCUGGCUCCUUCUCAGAGAAACUUGUACCGGGAUGUGAUGCUGGAGAACUAUAGGAACCUGGUCUCACUAGGACUCUCAUUUACCAAACCAAAAGUGAUCUCCCUGUUGCAGCAAGGAGAAGAUCCCUGGAAAGUAGAGAAAGACAGUUCUGGCAACUCCUCUUUAGGAUCGAAGAGCAGUCAUAAAACCACAAAGUCAACGCAAACACAAGACUCUUCAUUUCAGGGACUGAUACUGAAAAGAUCCAACAGGAAUGUACCUUGGGAUUUGAAAUUAGAACAGCCUUACGUAUAUGAAGGCAGAUUAGAGAAAAAGCAGGAUAAAAAGGGAAGUUUUCAGAUGGUUUCAGCCACCCACAAAAAAAUCCCCACUAUAGAAAGAAGCCAUAAAAAUACUGAAUUGAGCCAAAACUUCAGCCCAAAGUCAGUGCUUAUUAGGCAACAGAUACUUCCCAGAGAAAAAACACCACCAAAAUGUGAAAUACAAGGAAACAGCCUCAAACAGAAUUCACAUUUACUUAAUCAACCAAAAAUUACAGCAGAUAAACGCUAUAAAUGUAGUCUAUGUGAAAAAACCUUCAUUAACACUUCAUCCCUUCGUAAACAUGAGAAAAACCAUAGUGGAGAAAAACUGUUUAAGUGUAAAGAAUGUUCAAAAGCCUUUAGCCAAAGUUCAGCUCUUAUUCAACAUCAAAUAACGCAUACUGGAGAGAAACCCUACAUAUGUAAAGAAUGUGGGAAAGCCUUUACUCUCAGUACAUCCCUUUAUAAACAUCUAAGAACCCAUACUGUGGAGAAAUCCUAUAGAUGUAAAGAAUGUGGUAAAUCCUUCAGCCGAAGGUCAGGCCUUUUUAUACAUCAAAAAAUUCAUGCUGAAGAAAACCCUUGUAAGUAUAAUCCAGGUAGGAAGGCAUCUAGUUGCAGCACAUCCCUUUCUGGAUGUCAAAGAAUUCAUUCUAGAAAGAAGUCCUACUUAUGUAAUGAAUGUGGCAACACCUUUAAGUCUAGCUCAUCCCUUCGUUAUCAUCAGAGAAUUCACACUGGAGAGAAACCUUUUAAAUGUAGUGAAUGUGGGAGAGCCUUCAGCCAGAGUGCAUCUCUUAUUCAACAUGAAAGAAUUCACACUGGAGAAAAGCCCUAUAGAUGCAAUGAAUGUGGGAAAGGCUUUACUUCUAUUUCACGACUUAAUAGACACCGAAUGAUUCAUACUGGAGAGAAGUUUUAUAAUUGUAAUGAAUGUGGUAAAGCCUUAAGCUCCCACUCAACACUUAUUAUUCAUGAGCGAAUUCAUACUGGAGAAAAACCAUGUAAAUGCAAAGUAUGUGGAAAAGCCUUCAGACAGAGUUCAGCUCUCAUUCAACAUCAGAGAAUGCAUACUGGAGAAAGACCCUAUAAGUGUAACGAGUGUGGGAAAACAUUCAGGUGUAACUCAUCGCUUAGUAAUCACCAGAGAAUUCAUACUGGAGAGAAACCAUAUAGAUGUGAGGAAUGCGGGAUAUCUUUUGGCCAAAGUUCAGCUCUUAUUCAGCAUCGAAGGAUUCACACAGGAGAAAAACCCUUUAAAUGUAAUACGUGUGGAAAAACUUUUAGACAAAGCUCAUCACGUAUUGCACAUCAGAGAAUUCAUACUGGAGAGAAACCCUAUGAAUGUAAUACAUGUGGGAAACUUUUCAACCAUAGGUCAUCUCUUACUAAUCAUUAUAAAAUUCAUAUCGAAGAGGACCCCUAGAAAGUAGAUUUGUAUGUGUGAAAGCCUUAAACCAAAGUUCAUCAAAGAAUACAUCCUUGAGAGAGAGGUAAUAAAUGUAAUGGAUGUGAAAAAAACUGUAAUAAUUUAGCCCUCAUUAGGUAUUUAAUUCCAUGGAUAAACCUCAGCUAUAUAAUAGAUACAAGGAAAGUGUUUGUGCCUGUCAGACACUUAAAAAAAUAACCUGAGAUGAAGAAUUUACAAUUGGAGACAUUGACUUAAGCCAUUUGUGAAAUGGGUUUGCUUUUUCCCUUUUCCUACAGACGUGUAUGCUAGAUGUCACGUGAUCAUCAGAAACAGAUACCUGAGUGGGUGGGGAGGUGUGCUUUAGAUUUCUCAUUAGGAGACCACCAAACUGGUAAUAUUUUUAUAGCAUUUUAAUAGCAUACAAAUGAAUUGAUCAAACUGUACCUUUUUAGAGAAAAGGACCAAAAUAAAAGAAAAAUGAAUUAUGAACUA
Messenger RNA from Pongo pygmaeus (Bornean orangutan), 3948 nucleotides. It is a transcript of the gene ZNF354A, whose product is annotated as zinc finger protein 354A. Lineage: Eukaryota; Metazoa; Chordata; Mammalia; Primates; Hominidae. Bases 1780 to 3471 code for a protein of 563 amino acids. Gene Ontology annotation, cellular component: nucleus. The record is from RefSeq and is a predicted model, not a curated record. The transcript has 5 exons. Gene Ontology annotation, biological process: regulation of transcription by RNA polymerase II. Gene Ontology annotation, molecular function: RNA polymerase II cis-regulatory region sequence-specific DNA binding; DNA-binding transcription activator activity, RNA polymerase II-specific.